Molecule: messenger RNA, 566 nt
Organism: Camellia sinensis
Lineage: Eukaryota; Viridiplantae; Streptophyta; Magnoliopsida; Ericales; Theaceae
Source: RefSeq, a predicted model, not a curated record
UUGUCAUCAUUUCUCAUGGUCCCUAUUGCAGUAUGAUUCAGAGAUUGUUGCAAUGAUUAAAGAACUGUUGGAAACUCGUAUCCGACCUGCAGUACAAGAUGACGGUGGAGAUAUUGAGUACCGGGGAUUUGAUCCAGAUACAGGAAUAGUCAAACUUAGAAUGCAAGGAGCAUGCAGCGGCUUCCCUAGCUCAUCUGUUACUCUGAAAUCUGGCAUUGAGAACAUGCUGAUGCAUUAUGUGCCUGAGGUUAAAGCGGUGGAGCAGGAACUUGAUGAUGAAGAUGAAGCAGCAACAUUACCUGGUUAGAUCGAGUAAUUGAAUAUUUUCUCUUGUUUUAUGAGCUACUUCCAGAUAUAAUGAGCUUGAUGACUACGAGUAAGUGACCCUUCUUCAGAAAAGCGAGCGGAGUGUAUUAAUCAGGGUACUGUGUUCUGUUAAAAAAUAAGCGGCUUCCUGUAUUUAUUUUGGCAAAUUUUACCAAAUCAUUGAGUAUAAGCUAAUUGCAAGUUUAUUUCAUGUGGGUAUUUCUUGUGACUUUGACUUGAGUUAUUUAUUUAUGGGGCAU